AUGGACAAACCUAGAAACAGACCUAAAGGUUAUGGAUAUGUGACCUUUUCCAAGAAGGACGAUGUCAUCAAAGCUUGUAAGGGGAUGAAUGGAAAGGGUUUUGAAUUUACUAGUGUGCCGAGUAGCAAGAACUCCCUCGUAGCCUCAUUUCGAAGAGGAUACCCGAAAGGCGGAACUCUACAAAACGAUGAAGUAGCAGAAGCUGAUCCUUUUGAUGCUCUCCAGCCAUUGCUUGGAAAGUUGAUGUCAGAGUGGGAAUCAAGAUUGUCGCUAAUUAAUGACGUGCUUGACGAGGCAGACCAGAAGCCAGAUACAAACCAGGCUAUGAAAAAUUGGCUCAGCAAGCUCAGAGACUUGGCUUAUGAUGUGGAGGAUAUACUUGACGAAUGCCAAACAGAAGCCUUGAAAAGAAAGUUGAAAGGUGCAAAGUCUCAAGCCAGCACAAGUACAGUGCAACCAAGUGCUGUUCUGCCUAAUGGACCCAAGCUACAGGGGAUUCCUGCCAGAUGGGAAGAUAUCAUGAAAGAGAGAAGUGAUCUUGGCUUGGACAUAAAUGUUACACGGAGGUCCAACAAAGCAAACCCAAGAGUGCAGACAACAUCACUGGUCAAGGAACAUAAGUCUGUUAGUGGAGAAAUAUGCUCUCAUUUGGAUGCUACGAAGUCAAGUGGUGCAACAUCAUAUGCAAAGGUUCGCCAUUUGUCACUCAUUUCUCACCAGUGUGGCACCUCACAAAGGUUUGAACCUUUCUAUGAAAUGGAGAGUUUGCGGACAUUACUGGCAAUUCGAAGUUCAUCAUUUGGACUAUGGACGCACUUAUCAAAUAAGACUCUGUACAUAGGGGUUCUGUUGGAGUGGGAGCAUUGGGAUUCGUCUGAUGGUCGCAAUGAAGAACCAGCUGGUGGAAAAUUUCCUAAGCUGGUUGAGCUUACACUGCAAAACUGUCCUAAGUUAAUUGGGAAAUUGCCCGGGUGCCUUCCAUCCCUCAAAAAGCUUCACAUUUCUGGUUGUCCACAAUUAACAAAUUUACCUGAAAUGGUUCCAUCUCUUCGAGAAUUGAAAGUGGAAUGUUGUGACGAGGUGAUUUUCAGAGUGGUGCCUAAUUUCACCUCCCUCACUACCUUGGAAAUUCGUGAAAUUUCAGGCCUUGUGGGUUUACAUGAAGCAUUUGUAGAGGCCUUAGUAGCACUUGAGGAUCUGAAAAUUAAACACUGCCGUGAACUGAAGUACUUGUGGCAAGAUGGCGUUGAUGUGGACAAACUUGCUAAUCUACAGAGUUUGUGUAUCCUCUGGUGUAAGCAGCUCGUGUCAUUGGUGGAGGGAGCGGAAGGCAUUUUGCCGUACUCUCUCAAAAGGCUUGAAAUGAGAUGGUGUGAUUCUAUGGAGUCGCUGCCUGAUGGGAUGAUGACAGUGAUGAAUAGCAACAAUAGCAAUCAGUGCCUUCUAGAAGAGUUGGUGAUACAAGACUGUCCAUCGCUCAAAUCACUUCCCAGGGGGAAGUUGCCUGCUACAAUCAAGAAAUUAGAUGUUGAAGGAUGUAAAGAAUUAGAGUCUGAAUAUAGGUUUCUAGAAGGAAUUAUGCGGUGUGAUGCCCACCUUGAGUAUUUGCGGGUAUCCAAAUUCUCCAUCCAAUCCUUUCCAACUGGCAAGUUUCCUACUUCUCUUGAAACAAUUGAAUUUGACGGUUGCAGAAGAAUACAAUCACUGCCUUCCCUACUUAACCUCUCCCAUCUCUCUCGAUUGACAGUAGAAUACUGUAAUGAGUUGGAGUCAUUCUCAGAUCAGGAAUUGCCCAGUCUUACCUCUUUAUUUAUAUGUGAUUGUAAGAAAUUGAGAUCUCUACCCAAUCACAUGGACAGCCUUCGACAAUUAUGGAUCUUCAGUUGCCCCGAUCUGGUGUCCUUUCCUGAGACGAGUUUGCCUCCUAAGCUAACUUCACUGGUCGUGAUGGGUUGCAAGAAUCCGAGACAGCCAAUAUCAGAGUGGAGACUGCAUACACUCACAUCUCUUCAACAGCUCAGAAUCUCCAAUACAACAGAUGAGGAUUGCUUUCCAGAUGAUGAUGGUCUACUGCUUCCCAUUUCGCUAACUUCGCUUCAAAUCGAUAAUCAAAAGAAACUCAAAUCCAUAUCCAGUGGCAUCCAACACCUCACCUCUCUUGAACAAUUACGGUUUUGGGAUUGUCCUGAACUCCAAGUCUUGCCAAAGGAGGGCUUCCCUGCUGCACUUGGACUUCUACAAAUCAUUAAUUGUCCUCUUCUGGGAGAAAGGUGCUUAGAAGAGGAAGGGGAUUAUUGGCCCAUCAUUGCACACAUCCCUCGAGUUCAAGUACAGUCUAACCAUACCCACCCACAAAGCCAUGUGAAUCAGUCCUUUGAUUAUGAUUUAGCUAAAAUGCCAACCCUAUUUAGCUUGUGGCAAAACUUGUUAUGCCCAGGAGGGUUCCCUGCCACACUUGGAUAUCUGCUCAUCAAUUCCUCUCCUCUUCUGAAAGAAAGGUGCUUAAAAGAGGAAGGAGAUUAUUGGCCCCUCGUUGCACACAUCCCUUGUGUUGAUAUUGAUGAAGCAGAAUCUGAUGAAGAGAUAUCUGAAGAAGAGACAUCCAAUGCAGAGAUAUCUGACGAUGACACAUCUAACGAAGAGGCAACCAACGGUGAUUGGAUAGAAUGUGGUAUUCUCUUCCAUCCAAAACAGUUGUUCACCGAUGAAGCAUUUUUCCUGAAGACUCUUGGGCUUCUGAUUGACUUGGGAUGCAAUCCUCUGAAUAAGCAUAUAUUCCAGCACCCUGUGCUUUACAAACUCAAGGUCAAGGGCUCGUGGACAGUAACAAAUAGAUGUCUUGAACCUUCGAUCUUUCUGCUUCGCAAAAUGCACGAGUCUUGUGGAAGGUGGAGAAGUGACGUGGCUGAAGUUCAAACUUUUGUAACCAAGGUUAUAACCUUUAUACCUGGAGAUUUUCAGAAACUGUUGAAUGUUUCCAGGUUAGGAGAAGAGGUGUUAAGGUCGUCAAAGUCUUGCGAACAAGUUGGCCUCACAUAUCAGUUCAAUGACCUGUUUCUCAAUGCUCUAGUCCCUGAGUUGAUGGUCGUUGGAUCCAAGAGGAUACUAGAGGAGGAUACUUGA
Dovyalis caffra is the source of this 3123-nucleotide messenger RNA. The record is from the annotation of a GenBank genome assembly. NCBI's taxonomy places the organism in Eukaryota, Viridiplantae, Streptophyta, Magnoliopsida, Malpighiales, Salicaceae.